Trichomonas vaginalis G3 is the source of this 1662-nucleotide messenger RNA. Its product is annotated as serine-type endopeptidase protein. The record is from RefSeq and is a predicted model, not a curated record. Lineage: Eukaryota; Parabasalia; Trichomonadida; Trichomonadidae. Gene Ontology annotation, molecular function: mRNA binding. The transcript has a single exon. Bases 1 to 1662 code for a protein of 553 amino acids.
AUGCGAAGUAUAAUGGCAUUUAAUGAAAUUGUUCAUGAAACUCCGAAUACCUACAAUUAUACUCUUCAGCCUGGUUUGUAUUUAAUCGAAAUUCAAGGUGCUACUGGUGGACUUGGAUGUGAUAAUGGAGAACCUAAAAAUCCUGGUGGAAAUGGAGCCAAUAUCAAAGCAAAAGUUAUUAUAAGAGGUGGAACUGAAGUUUAUUUUAAAGUUGGAGAAAAGCCUAGUACCAAUUCUUCAUGUGAAAGUAGAAACCCUGGAGGUUGGCCAGGUGGGGGAUUUGGUGGCGAUGAAUCAAACACAGAUUAUGAAAUUUGGGAAGAAUGGGCAGGUGGUGGCGGAGGCUAUACAGAGAUGUUGAUUAAUAGAGAUACAAUAAUGCUAGCAGGAGGUGGUGCUGGCGGAUGCAGGCCAGCCAGCCAACAUGGAAGUGGCUUUGGUGGGGGAUUACACACAUUUGGUGGGUUUAACAAUGAAGAUGAACCCGUUUUAAUUGAUGAAUCUGAAAGACACGCAGAAACACGAGUAGGUGAUAAAGGGAAAGACCAGGGAGCUUGUUGUUAUCCAGGAGGUGGGGGUGGUGGGGGCUGGCGUGGUGGAUUUGGAGGCUGGAAUUAUAUUAAUAGUGAAUCGCAUUGUGCUGGUUGGGGAGGUUCAUCCUAUAUUAAUACUAUAGAUGAUAAUUAUUGGUUUUCAGAAACACCAAUCGUCUUAGAUGGAUCCAAAAUUAAUCAUGAUGGCCAUGGAUAUUUGAAAAUUACUAUUCUUUAUGAAUGCUCAAAAGAUUGUUAUCAUUGUACUGGUAAAAAUACUUGUGUGAAAUGUGUUGAAGGAUCGAAAUUAUAUCAAAGCAAAUGUUAUUCAUCAUGUGAAGAAACAAGUGAAAAGACAUUUGACAACGGGAAUGAUCAAUGUGAACUCUGUAGUUCAGACUGUGGCACAUGUAGUGGAUCAUCGACACGCUGCACAUCAUGCAAAGACGGAUAUGUUUUGAACGAAAACAAUCAAUGUAUAUUACAUGUUCCAGAAGAAGAAAAUAAUGAUGAUAAUGAUAACAAUCCAUCAUCUAGUUCCACAUCAUCCUCCUCAACAGAAACAGAAUCCUCUUCCAGUUCUAGUUCUAGUUCAAGUUCAGAAUCUUCAUCAGAUUCUAGUUCAUCAUCGAGUGAAUCUGAGACAUCAUCACUCUCAACUGAAUCUAGUUCUUCAUCUGAUUCUAGUGAAACUAGCUCGAAGUCGAUUGAAACUCCAUCAUCAAUCCUCAAUUUAGGAGAUAGUAAUUCAUCCACGGAAUCUAAAGGUAAAGAGAAAAAUGACACAAUACCAAUCAUUGUACCAAAUUCAGAAUUAGCCAAUGAAGCCGAACAGAAAAAGAAAAUGCAAAUAAUAUCAAUUGCAUCAGGUGUUGUAGGAGGUCUCAUAUUGAUCCUUAUUGUUGCUGUUAUAGUGAUUUAUAUUCUUACGCGUAAGGGAAAAGAUGAAGAUUCAGUAUCAGAAGAAAUGGUUGAGGAAACUGUUAUUUUUUCAUCUGAUAUGCAGCCACAUGUUACCAUUGACAAUCCAUUAUGGACAACAAGUGUUUUGGGUCAGAGUGAUGACAUUUUCAAAGGCGAUUUUAGCGAUUCAGAAGUAGCUGUUGGUUAUAUUGUCCAUCACGAAUAA